CUCUCUCUCUCUCUCUCUCUCUCUCUCUCUCUCUCUCUCUCUCUCUCUCUCUUCAUUCUCUCUUACUCACUCAUUCACUCACUUACUGCCUUUACAUUCAAGUUACAGAACUAUUCCACGCAAAAUCACUCAUUCAAGGCGGUUUUCUAAUUAUUUCGAGCGGCGCAUAUUUCUCAUACUAGACAGUCAAUCUGAAAGGAAAAAACAGAAAACGAUAAAAAACAACAACAAUCACUCUUUUGUAUAUGAAGUUAAUAUAGAGUGUUUUCUUUGAACAAGCUACGUAUUUAGAAUAUCUUUCAUUAAGAUAUUCGCGUUAUUUGCGCCGAGUUACUUGUGACGUCACAAGACAUAAGAUAUGUAAACAAAAUACAUCGCGGGCACUCGUUACCUCGCCAGGCGCCGAUAUAAAUAUAUCGUAAGUCAGUAUAACGCUGUACGUGAUCCCAACAGCACGUACCAUAUUACAGUCGUGUACACUGACUGUUGACGGUUUCGUUUACGAAAGUAAUUUCAGAGAAAGUGAAAGAAAGAUAGAACACGGUAGUAGAGCUCAUUCGAACGAUUCUUCCUUCUCAGCCGUUACAAGUGCCCUGUGAUGUGACGCGAUGCCGAGGAAGGGAAAGAUAACGCGAGUGUACCUAGACAGGAUACUGCAAGUGCUUCACGAAGAGCAGCUGAUCCAGCGGAGAAAGAUCCUGAGAUUGGCGAGGCUGAAGGCUGAUCUACAGUACCUGAGAAGAAGGGGCCUGUUCAAGGCGUCCGGCGAACUAUCGCACCAAGGACGCAAGUGCGCGCGAUGCGGCGCGCCGUUCGGUAGAUUUUACAACGUCGGCACAGUGUGCACGCGCUGCAGGCAUCGGAUAUGCCGGCAGUGUCGCGUCGAGAUCAGGAGCCACACCGGCGACAAAGAGGAGAUCGAGUGGAUCUGCAACGUUUGCUACAAGAUCGCAGAAUUACACGCACUCACUGGCAAGUGGAUGUACGGAGGCCCGGUCACCGAGGAAUCCUUGAGCGAGAAAACGUCGUCGUCCACUGUAAACUCGCUGAACCACAGCAUCCGACGUGCUUGGACGAUUAAUGGUCCACCAACGCGUUGGUCAGCCACAAGAAAAUCCCCGGAGCUGCGGAUAUAUCGCAGUCUGCCGUCCCGUCAUCAGGACUAUCCCGAGCCGUUGGAAGGCUCAAAGAACGAUAACGCGUCGUUGAAGUCCGAAUACUCGCGAGACGGCAAUUCAGACAGUAAGGAUACUCGCGUCGAGAAUAACAGGAAGGAUUCAAAGGACGCGUGUGAGGCGAUCGAGAAAAGCGCGUCGAUCAACGAACGAACGAGAAAAGAAAGAACCGCCGGUAGAUUGGAGGAGGAAGUGCCAUCACCGGAUGCCAUAAGGUUCAAGAGAACCGAACGAUCGACCAAGAGCAAGGCAGACCAAGAACAGGAGGAUCCUACGCAGGAACUAAGUACACCGAGAAUCUCGCUGAUAAAACCGCCCAGGAUCCUCACGAAGUUCAUAUCCCCCGAAACGAAACCGAGUCCGACGAAAUAUGGCGACAGGAAAUCGAACAUUCCCAUCUUCAGGAGGAGCUCCAAGGAGUUUGAGGAUAUCCGUAGCCCGCAGGAGUCGCCUAAGCGAUCGCUUAUCCCCCAGAGGUACAGAGGAAGUACCGACGACCUGCGUCGCAGUCGUGAAGACAUAAGCCUGCCAAGUUUGAUCCCGAAACUUCUGUCGUCGCGUAGUAAAGAGGAGCGACUGAAGCGGCAAGACAGCAAGGACGACAUCCGCCAUUCGUCAAAGUCCGCGAGAAAGGAUUCCAAGGAGGAGACCAAGACCUCGUCGCUCAUUGCCUCGUCGUCCGCCAACAAGGACGACGGCAGUGGUGGCAAGGCUUCGGGAAUACGGAUCUUUCGUCGAGACAACAGUCGUGAGGACGUGGGCAGAGAAAGCGCGAAUUCAAUCGGCUCCACGAAAGGAAAGCAGCAGGACAAGACGCAGGAGAGAACGGAGGAUCGAGGCGUGGGCGGCGCGACGAGAUUGCGAGCCGCUGGCGAACAGAACAAGACCAGGUGCGAAGACGGCAAGGACGCCAUCGAUAUUAACGAGGAAUUGUCACUGAAGCGCGAGGAGUCGACCAACAUCGAGCAGGACGAAGCGAAACGAGACAAGAAGGAGAUCACAGCACAAGCUGAUAUCGAGAUUCUCCAGGACACGGGAAUGAUCGACGUGAUCGUCGCGGAAGACAGGACACAGGACGAGCGGCGGGAGCAGGACACGAUGGUCGUAGGCGAGGUGAUAGACGAGAAGCAUUUGCUAGCGCGAGAACCGGUCGAGUCCGCGGAGAACGAUAAGCAGGACGACGACGAGACCAGAGACACUGCCGAGCGUCUCUUGGAUGGCAGCGACGGUGACGUCACUGGUAUCGCCGGCGAACGGAGGAGCCUACUGGAAAUUGGCUAUGGGAAGAGGCUGGACGAGUUCCAAGUGGUACGGCGAAAGUUCUCCAAAGAGGAAUUCUCGAAUCCGGACGACACCGACGAGACUCCGAAUAAGCGUUGCUCAAGCCAUUUGUCGCCGGAAGCUAGUCCACUGAGCACACGAUCAUCAAGAUACAGUCCCCGGGAGAGCGAGAGCGAGCCCACUCCAGCUCUGCCACGUAAAACCGGCGGAGACUCCUGUUCUGCAUCCCAAAGGAUACGCGACGCUAUCACGAGGACCAGAAGGGAGUCCAACAGCAGCACCAGAUACGAGAGCAGCGGCAGCGAAAGCGUCAGAUUGAGCGAGACCGGAUUACACGGAUAUGCGGAGCUGGCCAGGAAGGUGAAGUUCUUCGGAGGGAGCGGAAGUGCAGUUUCGUCGACGAUCGGCGGCGACGAGGUAGUACAGCGCGACAGUGCUACCAGUGCAGGUGAGGACGAAGCCAACGAAGAUGGCCACGACAGAGCAGCACCGGUUCCCUCUCAAGGAAGGACGAUGCUGCGGCGAAGGAGGCAGUUCGAUGCUCAAGGUUCACGGCGGCGCGGCAGAUCGCACGCGAGGUCCUGUUGCGGAACGGAGGACUUGCAGAGUCUGCAGACGUUGCACCUGAUCGGACGCGGUCGACAGCGUAGUCCCAAUCCGUCUGGCGGCUGCCAGGGCCAAGAACAGCCACCGACGGUGGACUACAGGCGGCUGGUGUUCAUCAGUUCGGAUUCGUCGUCCGGCCGUGAGGAGGACGACGCCGACAGCAGUUGCUCGAGCUCGUCCUACCUGAACGGACUGCCUCGCAACGGCGGCCACGCACAGUCGCUCGAGGACUGCGACUGGGACUACUUCGAGAGCGGCAGCCUGCCGCUGCCCGCAAUUGCCAUCGGCGUCGGUAACCACGUCGGCGCGGAUCACGGCGUCGCUCAAGACUGGAGCUGCUGUCCGGGACGCGGCUCGGCCGCUUGUCAGGCUUGCGGCGGUUCCCGUAGCGCGAACGUACUCCCGGUGCCGGUGCCUAUACCGGUCCCGGUUCCGUAUCCGGUGCCGGUACCGGCAGCUCUGUGGACCGGCGACUUCGCAGCGGCCGCCUCAUCCAUGAUAAGCCGCGACGGCCAUGCCGAGCCGGGAACUCUGAGGCUGCGAGGCGAUCCGGCGGCACCCUGGUUCGCCUGGCAUCCUCGCUUCAAUCAACCUCUUCACGGCGCCCGUCUGGAUCCCCGGCUGACUGGCGCCUUCGAUCCGACCACCUGCACCUUCCGACCGGAUCAGGUGAUGACACCGAGACUUUACGGACCGAUAACGGAGAACACAACGGUGCCGUCGGCAAACUACGAGUCGUCUCAGCAACAACGUUCGGCGUCCAGCAACGUGCAGAAUAACAGCCAAGACGUGAGAGACGACGCCAAGGUCGUGUCGAAAGCGGAAGAGCCGCUACAGAAGGAGAGCUCGUCGAUGAAGGACACCAGCGAGCCUAUCAUUUGCGCCACCGCGAAGAGUAAAGCAAGACCGGACGAGACAAAGGAUAUUGCAGCCGAAUGUAAGAAAGGUGAUGAGGAGGAAGUAGAAGAGAACGAGGUGGAAGCUGCCAGCGGGGACUCGCUAUCUUCAUCCUUUGAUAGAAGCGCGCAGAGGAUGUACCAGCACUCGCGAGAAGACUCAGGUAGUUCGUCUGGUCGCUCGUCGGCGGACAGCAGCGAUCUGGAGGAAGAUUCCAGCUCGCACCGCUUCUCCAGAGUGUUCGUGGUCAACGAUGACUCACUCACCAGCGACAACGACAUCGAGGACAACGAGGAGAACGACUCGGACUCCGCGGCGGAGGGCGGUGUGACCCUGAAGCGCGUCACCGCGAUUUCCGAAGAAGAGCCGGUGGUGCUGCAACAUGUGAGACUGCUGAAUGAGGAUGCUUUUGUGGAGAACGAGCGGAAGGAGCAUAGUAGAGCCAACCUGGAAACGCCAAAAAGUUGCUUCAAGAUCGACGACGAAGCCGAAGACGACGUUAAGCCGUUGAACAAUCACGUCAGCAAUUCAAGCGACAAACGAAGAAACCGCAGCAGAAGAGAUGGAGUCGAUAACAGCGACAAGAGACUCCCCCUUCUGCUGCAGCAUCGAUCUAUUCCUGAGGAGAUGUAUUUAGCGGACGAUAAUGAUUGCUCCGGCAAUCGGAUCGAACUGAGAUCCAUCCGGACACUCGAUCCCGACAGCAUCGAUCCACCUGUAACAUCGAUUAUGAAGACUAACCAGAUCCCCGUCUCAAAGAUAUCGACUUAUUUCGAAGAGAAAACUGCAGAUUCUACGUUGAAGAACGAUCGCUCGAAGACACUUGAGCUUCUUCAAGACGAUUUGGUAGAGCCCAAGUCACCCUCGAGCGACGCUUGGGACUCCACCAUCGUCCCGGAUUCCCUUGAGAUCUCCGGCGAGCCGGCGCCCGAGGACAACGACGCCGUCAACGAGCAGAGCAAACUUCGCAUCUCUUCGACGCCGUGCGCCGUCUCUGACCACGAACAGCGGCUGGCGCGAUCGCGCACAGCGAAUGGAAACAACAGCGAUCACGAGAAGCGGGGAGAUAAGCCGUGUUUAUCGGCGACGGAUUGCGACGUUAUCGUGGACGCUUCCAUCGACAGUUACAUCGGCAACGAGAGCAACACCACGGGUAGCGAGGUGAGCAGUGACGAACUACACGAAUACGAGCUGGCCACGGUGGCCGAGUCGUCACUCGACUUCGGCUACGAGGUCGCCGCGAUCAACGGCGAGCUGUUGCACCGAAUCAACCGAGAGAAGGUGGAGAACGCUACAGGAGACGUUACUCGGCCGAAUGGUUACCAUCUCCACAGGUCUAAUCGAGAUGACAAAGAGAGUUCGGCGAACACGAGGACGAUGACGAAGAACGACGUCAAGCGGAGCGUGCAGUCCGAGAGGACGGUCAGCGGGUGGUCCGUGAACAAGAGUUCGAUCGACGUCGCGGACACAAUGAGGACGACAACGACGGCGCCGAUGAUCAGCGAGAAGGACGACGAUGACGAGGACAGCGAUCGCUCAGUCACGCGUCGUCGCGCCGGAAGAACGGAGGAGCAAAAUGGCGCGGAAGACAACGACCCUACGACGAUGACGACGACGACGACGACGACGACGACGACAACGACGGCGGUGGCGACGGGAGAGCUGGUAGGAGUCGUCGACGUGGGCGACGCGGUAUCUAGCAAGAGUCAGGAAACGUCGAGGAGCGCGGAGGGCGCCGGCAAGGUGGACAGUGCGCAUGACGGCGGCCCGGUGAGAGGCGAGAUCGCGACCGCCGCUGCUGGUGGUCAGGUGGGAGGAAGUGGCAGUGAUGGUAACAACGGUGAUGGUGGUGGUGGAGGUGGUAGUAAUGGUGAGAGUCUCGCGGAGGGGGGAGCGACACGGUUUCACUCAGUCGAGCGACGCCCGUGCACUCGUAAGGAGAAUGGAUUCCCAGCUGACGCCUCGGCCAAGGAUCUUGCCAGAGACACCCAGUACUUUCCCUCGGCGGCGUACAACAACAACAACAACAACAACAGCAGCAGCAGCAACAGCAACAAAUAUAGGAGCCUCGUGAUGAUCACCCAGGAGGCCUCGUAUCAGCCAGUGAACGUCGUCACCUCGGAUACUACUACGCUGUUGCAGCCAGAUGAAAUCCAUUCGGCUGGACAAGGCCUGGCUGGCUACUUUCAGCUGGCGCUGGAGGCUGCAGGCGAGCAGCCAUCGCGCAAGAACGGCCAAGCUCCUCGUAGACCGUUGAUGGUGAAGAGACUACCCGCUGUGACGGCCACAGUAAGCCAUCAGUCUGAACCUGAAGCGGACAGUGGUUUAAGUGUGGGUAGUGCCAGUGAAAGCGACGACGUGUCUGUGAAGAACAACGCGAACAACUCAUCGAGGCUUAAUUGCCGCGCGGAAGGCGCAGAGGACACGUCGAAGGAACGCGUGGUGGAUAAUCGUGAUGGCGCGCGUCCACGUGUCUCGUCACAGUCCAGCGACGACAAUUCGGCCAGCGGUGGAGUCAUUAUACUUGAAGAGGGUCUUGCGGAUGACGAUUCUUGGGUCGAGGAAGUGUCGCACGAUGAAGACGAGCCGGGUGCGACCACUGCUACGGAAGAGAGCUCUGAGGAUGAGGCAAACAAUUUCGGCGAUCGUGAGGAAGAGCUACGUGGCUACCGUAGACAAGCAAUUGAUUUCACUCUGCACACCAUCGUCGAGGAGUCCUGCGAAGAAAGUGAGACGGAACCCGGGAGUCUGGCUACGGGAAGUCCUUCAAAGAAGCCACGACCACCCUCUGCUUCCGAGCUGGAGAAGUACUUCUUCUUCGGGUUGGGUGGCGACGGUAAUAACUCCAGCAUGGGUUCGCGCGAGGUCGAUAGCUUGUCGGAGACGUCCUCAAUAUAUUCAGAAGGACUGGAGUCACUUGGACAGGAUGAGGCAAACGGCACUGGUCAGAAUCAGGACAGAGCAAACUCCAGCGACAGUUUCCUGAAUUCUUCUAGGCUAGAGAAAUAUUAUCUUUCGGAAUUUCUCGGCUUUGAUCAAGACAGGAGAGACUCGGACGGCUCAGUGGGCAGUGACUCUGAGGGUAGACCUAGCCCAGAGGCACAGAGGAGGAAGAAACUGGUCCGUGCUCGAGGUACCGGCAGAUCUCACAGUUCCUCGUUGGACAACUUGCUAGCUCUCACGCAGAGCUCGCAGAAUCUGAGUUCACAAAACUCGUUGCAAGACUUGAGUCUCAAUCAGGACGCGCAAGAGACUCAGUCCGAGGGCUCAUCCACGGAGACUGAUGGUACUGAGGAUGGUCAAACCGCCGUUUUCGGUACGGACGGCCAGUUCGACACGGUAAAACGUAAAAAGAAGAAACCACGGAAUCUGGGCACUCAAAGUCCACGUGUUCCUGACGACCGCAACAAGACACCAGAACCCAAUCGGGAAAUGACACUGAUGAGCGAGGUCGUGGUGGAGAACGAGAACGAAACUAUAAACUCGGAAGAUUCAGAUAGGGCGAAGACUCCUCAACCAGAAUCGGUGUUGUCCUCGUCGUCAUCGCCGUCUACUUUAACCAACACUCCGAACGCCUCAUCAUCUCAGAUGGACACCUCGAGGAACGUUCAGGUGACUCCGGGUGACGCAAUAAGCUACAGCCAACGCUCGAAGCAACAGUCGAGAGACUCCGGUUUUGUUGGCAGCUGCGACGAUCUCCUCCAGCAUCAGAAACUCCCAGACGAAAGCAACCAAGCGAAUAGUCCAGAGAUCGACCACGAAUCGAGUGGUGCUGAGCGCACGUCAAACAAGACCAACGACCAUCUUUCGGGCGCGAAUCAAAGCAUCGCCGAGGAGAUCGCCAUCACGGACAAGAGCAACCUUGCGAAGCACCCGGUGAAUCACACCGCGAGCCUGCCGCACUUGGCGAAUGUCUCGCUCUCGCGCAAGGACAGUUUCAACAACUGGUCUAGCGACGAAGAGACGAAUCUUAUGAUGUCGAAGAUGCGACAGUUCUUCAAGACGAUGGUGGCCAAUUCGAACGGUCAAAACGCGAACGCGAACGCGACGAAUUCCAGCGGCGCCUCUCCGGCACCGAGUCCACGACUCGCCAGUUACACGUCGAAGGCACGACUCUGCACACAGAACCGCACGAAACCACCGCAACUGGUGUACUUUGAGAACGAGCUGACGCGACUGAUGAAGACAGUACCGGGUAUACGCGACGAACAGGUGCGCGAGAUCGUGGAGUAUCUGAGCUCAGAGGACACGUGGUCGGAUUCCUACGACAGCUCCGACUACACCAGCUCGGACUUGGAAGGCGCCGCCGCUGGUGGCCGGCGUUCAGCUUUGCAAGAGCAAAUCUCGCAGAGUUGCCAGCAGAUCAUCAGCAAAUUUGACACCACGUCUGGCGACGGCGCUAACACUCUCUUGGACAAAGAGAGGGACCAAAUGAGAGGCGUGCCGGGCAAUUCCGUAAUGUCGCAACCACCUUGCCUCGGCAGAGACACCGCUUUCGUUUAUCAAAAGCUAGUGCAGAGUUUCACGAAGAUGGCGGGCGACGGUGUGAGCUCGGACGCCAAUUCCACGCCGCACAGUAGCCCACCAUUGAUCGCCAAGGUGAUGCAUCAUAUCGGUAGCCGACUGGUGGCAUUGAUGCACGAGGUUUCCGAAGGUGGACCAGCGGUGCAACAUCACUCCAACACCUCAUGGCGGCGGUAUUCCCAACAUCACCGCACCCCAUCCUCAGCGUCCACCACUGAGGACGAUGACUCCACGUCAGAUUCCACUAACGCACCCUCGUCGACUCACCUGCAAUUGCCCAGAUCCAAGUCGCACGACCCGUUAUUGCUGAUUAACAGCCACCCGGCGGCCUCGACCGGUCAGGAAGGCGAGGAGCGCGAGGCGAGCGACUACGAGAGGUUUUCUUGGCGCGGCAGCUUCGAGUCCGCGUUGAUGGCGGCCGACUCCAGGACGAAGCUGAGUCUAUUGGCCUGCUCUGGUGACGUCAGUGGCAGUGCUAGUGCGAGUGCCAGUGCCUUGGCGAUGGCGGCGAAGCGACGCAGCGCCGGUGACCUUUUAUUCAAUCCCAAGAGUUUCUCCAGAGAGCAACUAGACAGAGUGAGGAGCUGCGGUUCCAUCGGCGGCGGUAGCGGCGGCGGUGGCGGUGGCGGGACCGCCGGUGGCAACGGUGGCUGCAGCAGCGGCUCCAUCGAGGAGAGGAUUUGGAGCAACCGGAGGAGAUCUUCCGUUCCUGACGCCAACACCAGGGGAGAGUCAGGUGCAUCCGCCGGCGACGAGGACACCGAGGACGAGCUGGAGUACGGUGGCGAGUCACGUGCAACGACUCUUCCACGUGGCAUGCAAUCCGCGAUCUCCGCGGCGACCAAUUCGCUGCCACGUCUGCCGGCGUCGGGCGUGCCUGCCGGCCUCACCGCGACGUCAGCGUCGACGUCGGCCACGUCGUCGUCGUCCUCGCCGAUGCACAAGGCGCACAGUGUCUACCACUUCCUGCCGCAACACAGCGGCGUCAAGUCCGCCCGUUAUCGACCACCUGGCUUCGCCAGGAACAGCAAUGUACCCGGCGCGAUCGGCGGGCCGAAACGCGCCGUCAGCGCGCCGGGUCUUCAAGUCUCCGGGUCGCAGUCGGCUGCUGGAAAGCGGGACAACUCCAGAUCGCGGAGGCAACAAACGAUGUCGCUCACUUCCGACGACGGAGGCAGUUUAUCGGAGGCAUGCAGCACGCCGAUUAUCGGAGCAGGAUCACGAGCAGGCUCUAGUCAUACAGUCAUGGACAUGGACGAUAUGGACCCAGGAUUACAUUCCGGUCACCUUGCAACUCGCGCCUCUUUGUCGAGCCUCGGGGCACGUUCGGACUCGAUGGCGUCGGUAUACAGCGGCGCGGGUGAGGGACGUUGCUGCCGAUCCGUGGUCGUCACCGGUGAGGUGGAGUUCGCUCUGCAAUACGACUACAAACACCUGACCUUCGAGGUACACGUGACGAAGUGCAAAAACCUCGCACCAGUAGACGUGAAACGCAAACGAUCGGAUCCAUACGUCAAAGUGUACCUGUUACCGGACAAGUCGAAGAGUGGCAAGAGGAAGACGAAGGUGAAGAAGCACACGUUAAAUCCGGAAUUCAACGAGACCCUGAAGUUCCAUAUGAGCCUGAGCGGCCUGGAAACCAGAACACUGUGGCUGACAGUCUGGCAUUCGGACAUGUUCGGUCGCAACGACUUCCUGGGCGAGGUGCGGAUGCCGCUGGAGAACAAGAUAUUCGACGAUCCGACGCCGCAUUGGUAUCCCCUUCAGGAGAGGACGGAACCGUUUGACGAUCCAGUCGCUUACAAAGGAGAGGUGAUAGUCGGUCUGAAAUUCGUGCCACCGGAUCCGACGCAGCAAGAUCGCGAUCGGGAAAACGGCACCGAACACCGCAGCAGUUCCAAAGCGAAGAAGAACUGGAGCCGCGGCGCGCUCCACGUGCUCGUCAAAGAGGCCAGGAACCUGCAAACGCGCGCCAAGAACUCUGGCACUUGCGAUCCUUUCUGCAAAAGCUAUUUGCUGCCUGACAAAGGUCGAUCCGGCAAACAGAAGACCGGUGUGGUGCGUAGAUCAGGCGGCUCGCCAGUUUGGGGGCACACGUUCAUAUAUAAAGAUGUCAGUUUGCAAGAGUUGGCAGAGCGCGGAUUAGAACUGACAGUUUGGGAUCACGACAGGAUCGCCAGCAACGAAUUCUUGGGUGGUGUUCGGUUUAAUCUCGGCACCGGGAAGCACUACGGAAAACCGGUGGACUGGAUGGACGCGACUGGCCGUGAACUAUCUCUAUGGCAGAACAUGCUCGAAAGGCCGAACUUCUGGGUAGAAGGCGCGGUGACACUGAGGCCGAACUUGCACAAUCACGGCAAGAAUAACGGCUCUUAAGAACACGCGACGCGCUCGAUGCGUUCGGGAGAACGGCGCGCUCUUCACAGUCCUCUCGUUUCCUCCGUCUCUCUUUCUCGGAGACUUGCAGGAGACUCGUUUCAAAGACGACGAUUUAGUCCAAGUAUCGUCGCAAUGUACAUAGUGGUAAAUGCGCCGCGUACGUCCCCGACGGACUCGCGAAACGAAAAUCAGUGCCUUCGGGAGCGACGCGGACUCAUCCGAUCCUCCUUAAAACCGGCACGACCAAGAAUUCCGUUCCGGCGAACUUUCGCUCCGCGGACGUCGACGGAAGCGGUCCUCAGCCCGACGGAUCGGUUGGAUGUACGUCAUUUUGUUGUCUCCCAAUGCUUUUGCACUCUAUAUAACACUCGUAUGCGCCAAUGACUCUUCUUUGCGCAUUCUCGCUUUUACGUUGCGUCCCAUGCAAAUUCGCAGUUUGAAUUAUGAAUUGUGGUUUUUGAUUUCUACGUAAAAGCUUUCCCCACAAAUACGUGAUGCACGAUGCUCUCGCUUCUAUUGAUUUCUUUUCUUACUUUAUCGUUGCAUCGCGAUUAUUUCAAAAGAUAAUAUAUAAAACGUACCAAAAAAUAAUAUAAAACACACGUUGAUCGAUAUUUCGAUAGAAAUUAAAAGUUGGUGAUUUUACGCGAUUUUUUCUUUCCCGUUCAGCAAUGAUGAAAGUUUAUAAUUUUGUAGAUAGAACGUCGUAUAAUAUAUUCGCAGAAACGAAUAGAGUCGAAUUUACGUCAGUCGCACGUAAAUUUGCACAAGAAUUAUUAUUAUAAUUUUAGUAGAUAGACUUGUAUCAAGAGGCAGAUUCACAAAUGAAUUGUAAUAUUUUUUGUUUAGUUAUUAUAUUUUCGCCCAUGUAUGGAGAAACGGGCUGAUAUCCUAUUUUCCGCUUGUUCGCUCCUCGCACUCGCACUUUCUCUCGCACUAAGCCAGAAUUCGUGACAAUGACAUUAAUACAUAAUCUCGACGUGCCAAACGCAAAGAGGACAGAGUUGUAGCGCGUGCAAUUGAAUGACACGUGUCUAUUGACAUUUUCCAAGAUAAAGCUACAUGAUCAAGUGCACACUAGGAGAAAUUACUUGAUAAAAAAUUAACAAACGGAUAUUUCCGAUUAAAUUUCGAUCAAUUUUUACAUCCGAUCAGAAUAGCCGAUUAAAUUUUAUCGGAUACUUCCCAUCAUAAUGACGUUUUAUCAGAUAAACCCAUCAAAAAAUUAUAAAUUGAUACUUCUCACCGGAUAUUUCCUGAUCGAAUACAAAAAUUCAUCGGUAUUUUGAUCGGAAAUAUCCGUUUGUUAAUUCUUUAUCGGAUAAUUUUUCUCUGUGCAGUUCACAUUCACUUGGGAUGUAUUUCAUUUGGGAAUGACCAUCUCUUCUUUUAUCUUCAUAACCAACGGAUCAAUUGAUCAUACUUCAUCUCCAAGUCAUUUUCGAAGCAUGUCCUCUUUCUGCUGCUUCUUGUUCUUUCGUCGCACACGCCUCUGUUUAUUUUCCCCAAUCGCCGUGGCGCGACAAGUUCCACGUGUACAUGCGAGCAGUGCACGCCGCGGAAAUACGUGCAAUAUCGCGAAAUGUCGACGACGACAUUUCCCGAGAAGAUGCUAUUAGGUACUCAUUAGUAAGCCCGAGACGAGAUAACAGUCAAAGCAGAAGUGCAUCCGUCCAAACAGCCGGCGAGAUGAUGAUGAUGAUGAUAACGAAACAAGCUAGAAACGAAGAAUCCUCGUAGCGUGGCUCUCACCAAAUUCCUAACGUUGAGUCGCGUAGCGCGCGUGUACUUGGAAGAUUGUGCGCGAAAUUCUACCUCAGAGAGCAGGAGAUUGUCCCCGGAAAUCGAUCCGCGACGGCGGAAAGAUAAGAUCCUUAGUCAAAAGUCUUCGCGAUGAAGGAAGUAAGUGCAAUAUAAAUCGAUUCAGGCGUUGAAGUGAUGACGCGUCUAAAAAUUAGUGAAAUCGUAGUAAUAUUGUGUGAUAUCAUUUUGUAUCGCGGAUGUGUGCAAGAGUUCAUGAAGAACCGGAAGGAGCGAGCGGGAAUAGUCGCGUUGUGCAGUCUCUCUUUUUCUCUUGGCUCUACGAUACUCGAACAAUUGUUGAAUUUUUCAAACGAUCGACCAUGAUACCAUUUUAAUACUUGAUCGAACAUCCGGCAGCCUUCGAUGCCGUUGAUUUAAUUGCGCUUCAAAGUAACCGAGAAUUCGAGAGCUUUCUCGGAAAAGACCUCUAGUUCAACCGCUCGCUUCCCUCCGUUGUUUACCGAACAAGAUUGGACGAGCAGAAACGUCGGCGUUUGGUGCGCGAACAACGUUGUGGACACUUUCCUUUCUUGGAGAGAAAGAUGCUUCCAGUGUAUACAAUGGGAAACGAGCGACGACGAGCGAGCGAAGCGGAGGAACGGCGUAUUUAAGGCAUUUAAAUAUGGCCGCUUCCUCCCAUCGAUUUGUACGAACACACACACAUACAUUCUCUCUCGUAUAGAUGUUAUAUUUAUACUAUAUACGUAUACGUAUACAUGCGAGUAUCGGCGUCGCCACUGAAACUCCCGAAAGAAACUUCGCAGGUCCUUCGAAGGAACAGAAGCUUCUCCACGGCAAUUUCAGGACGAUCGUAGAGGAAGAGCGCCAACAUUCGCGGCGUGCGUUCAGCGCUAAAUACGAUCGUGCACCGAUCUGCGCCUCGCAUUCAUUAAUAUUUUUCUUUCAAUACGUUCAGACUGGCCUGAUGACAUUCGUGCUCAUCGUGACAUGUUCGAACAGCUUCACUAUAUUUAGCGCUGAACACGUCGUUGAAUCGCGGCGCAGACACGAAUCGACGACACGAGUGUUCUAGAAUAUAUCGAAGGACCGAACUGACGUACUUCGUACUUAAUCGACUAAUUAUACAGCCUUCGAUUGUUGGCGCACGAUCAUGUAACGUCGUGUAAGUCGCGUAUACUUAGAUGUAAGACUCUUCCUACAAACAGGGUUAACGAAGGAAACUGUAAACUGCCUUUAACGUAUGUUUUGUAGAGAUUCGAGUGGUGCACGGUAACGUAUAAAGUCCCCUGGGGGGAGGGGAAUGGAGGCAAAUAGACGAAUUGAUCUAUUGUCAGUUGGCAAUUGCUCGUCGAUUGCGACGGAAUUCGUUUCUGCGAAAUUACAUCAAUUCCUGAGAUCGAGAGUUCAUUCUUGAAAAUUGUUGAAUUUCCUUCUAUAUCUCGCCAUCCUGCUAAUAGCGUUGCUGAAACAUCCGUUCGAAAUGUCACGAAAAGAAGAUGCAUCUCUGUACUUACCAUGUCGAAGUGAUUCUCCUUUUAUCCAUUAGCUCUCACAAACGACAUUCGAACAGAAUAGACAAUAAAGAGGAACAGGGACAUAGAAGAAUUUCAAAAUUACAAAAUUCAACUCAAGCUAUGAAGGAAUUUCUAAAUUCGUGAAACGAAUUCCCAUGAAUUAUUUCGAUUCGUCUAUUUCUUGCGGGGCUAUAUAGCGUGCGUGUUAUAAAUUAACUAACAAAUUCUGAAGUAUACAUAGACAUAUACAUAUAAAUAUAUAUAUAUAUAUAUUUCGACUUCGACAUUCUCGAAAUACUAAAUUUAGUGUCGUUGCGAUAAUUAAUGUCGUACGAAUUACGGACCAAUAGCGAUAUAGAAAGGUCGAAGAUUCUGUUAUGAUAACCCGUUACGUUUUUCUAUGUCCGAUGAAGUCUCCAAGUUACUCUACUGUAUGUUAGUACAUGGCGUUUAAUGUUACUGAAUGAAUAGAAUCAGACAUUUAUUUAUAUGUCGCUCGUCGGUGUACAUGAUAAUAAAAGUUUUAUACGUUUA
Odontomachus brunneus is the source of this 14674-nucleotide messenger RNA. RefSeq lists its product as uncharacterized. Gene Ontology annotation, molecular function: neurexin family protein binding. The coding region runs from base 609 to 10859 and encodes 3416 amino acids. The transcript has 18 exons. Lineage: Eukaryota; Metazoa; Arthropoda; Insecta; Hymenoptera; Formicidae. Gene Ontology annotation, biological process: exocytosis. The record is from RefSeq and is a predicted model, not a curated record. Gene Ontology annotation, cellular component: plasma membrane; exocytic vesicle.